This is a messenger RNA of Arachis ipaensis, 804 nucleotides long. The record is from RefSeq and is a predicted model, not a curated record. Lineage: Eukaryota; Viridiplantae; Streptophyta; Magnoliopsida; Fabales; Fabaceae.
AUGAGGAAGGAGGAGGUUGCCUCUGUUGCUGCCAAGCCGUCGCUGGCGGGGUUGGGUUCGCCAUCGCCGUUGAGCUGUGUGCCGCCGUUGGCGUCUGGAUCGCCAUUGUCCUGUUCACCAAAAUGGACUUACACUUACCUUGAAGCAGCUUGGUCUGAUCAUUGGCAAAGCGUGGAAGGAAGCUUGUGCUACUCUUCAAAAGCUCCUUUCAGCCCAAAACCGCACUUCUCAGUCACUUGCUCUGCCUCUUCUUCCGAUCCUCUGCUGGUGAAGGCUGCCAGAGGAGAACCUGUUAUUCAGUCCCCAAUACACUCUGAGGAGGGACUAAAGGCUCUGCAUCCAAUUGACCUGGAAAAGCUCAGUUUUAUUGGAGAUUCACUCAAGAAACUACGCAAGGAGGUUGGUGGUGAUGCUUCCGUUUUAGGUUUCAUGGGAGCACCUUGGACAAUAGCAACAUAUAUAGUAGAAGGGGGUACAACACGCACCUAUACAACCAUUAAGAGUAUGUGCCAUACAGCACCACAUUUAUUGCGGACUCUGCUCUCUCAUUUGGGGCAAGCAAUAGCAGAUUAUGUUGUUUUUCAAGUGGAGUAUGGGACUCACUGCAUACAAAUAUUUGAUUCAUGGGGUGGACAACUACCACCUGAUAUGCGGGAACGCUGGUCAAAGUCUUAUAUCAAAGAGAUUAUAGAUUUGGUCAAGAAAAGAUACCCUGAGACACCGAUUGUUCUUUAUAUAAAUGGAAAUGGUGGCCUUCUUGAGCGUAUGAAAGAUACUGGAGUUGAUGUUAUUGGGCUGGACUGA